Gopherus flavomarginatus (Mexican gopher tortoise) is the source of this 2504-nucleotide messenger RNA. RefSeq names its product phosphoribosyl pyrophosphate synthetase associated protein 1 (gene PRPSAP1). Gene Ontology annotation, cellular component: ribose phosphate diphosphokinase complex; cytoplasm. Bases 1036 to 2187 code for a protein of 383 amino acids. Gene Ontology annotation, molecular function: ribose phosphate diphosphokinase activity; magnesium ion binding. Gene Ontology annotation, biological process: 5-phosphoribose 1-diphosphate biosynthetic process; purine nucleotide biosynthetic process. The transcript has 10 exons. The record is from RefSeq and is a predicted model, not a curated record. Lineage: Eukaryota; Metazoa; Chordata; Testudines; Testudinidae.
GACGUGAUUCUCCAGGCGGCGGCGGGACGGGCUCGCGGGGCGGCGGCAGCGGCAGCAGCGCCGGAUCUGCCUGAGGGGACCCUCCCAGUCUGAUCUUGAAGGGACUCACUCGCCUGACUGCCCCUCGGCAGCCCCCCUGAGCCUAGGGGCCCCUCCCCCUUACGGCCCCCAGGUCUCCCUAGGACCCUCCCCUUACUGCCCCCGGCCUAGGGGCCGCCGCCCUAUUGCCCCCCUCCCCCAGCGGCCUAAGUGGCGCCUCAUCUCGUGGCGCCUCUUAGCCCCACUCCCUGCCCCUUUCUUAUCGGGGGGGGGGUCUUCUCUCCUGCCCAGGCUUUGGCGGCUGUUUGUGGUCCCCUGCUCCCUAGGGCCGUAUCCUCUCCCCCCCCCGGUCCCUUGGCCUCUAUUGUCCGGGGCUCCUCAGCUGUCUCGCCUGAGAUUCCCUCCCCCCCCCCCCCGUGUUUAAACGUGCUCCCUCCCCUCCCUUGCAUCGGCUUCUCCGAGCUCGCCCCAGGGGACGCAGCGUCUCCCGCUCUUGCCCUGUAACUUGGAUUUAAACCCCCGGGAGCUGCUCCUUUGCGAACCCCUCACCCUGCAGCCUGUCCCUCGGGUGGCUGUUUUCUCCUCUCCCCCCUCCCGUGUCCUGUUUGAUCCCUAGAUGCCCAGCCCAGCCCAGCCCGGCCCACCCACACACCCAGACUAGAAGCGAAAGGCCGCGCUUUCGGCUGCUCCCCGCGUGUUGUUUGGCCCCUGUAUGUUCAGGCAGGAAUUCCUCCUUCUCCCACAGGUGGCGGGUUUUAGGGGCAGUGGACAAAGAGUUAAUCCGGGGCUGACUGGUCCCUGUUUGAACUCCCUUUGGAGCCUGCCAGGUGGCCAUCCGAGCCUGCUGCAACUGCUGCUUUUUUUUUUAUUUUAUUUUGUUCUUUUCUUUUAUACGUCAGGAGCAGUGGGCUAUGGAGAUCCUCGCUUGCUGAGGACUCCCCCAUCUCCCCUCCCACCGCCUAAGGGGCGGUGAUAGCAGUUGAGAGGUGGGAAAGGAUGCCAAGAAAGCUGUUGUUGCCUUACAAAUCUGUUUUUUCUCACUUUCGAGCUCCAAGGGGUUUGCAUGAUUCCUUGGCAAUGAAUGCAGCCAAAAGUGGCUACCGGGUCUUCUCGGCGAAUUCCACAGCAGCCUGCACCGAGCUGGCAAAGACGAUCACAGAGCGUCUUGGUGUUGAGUUGGGAAAAUCUGCAGUGUACCAGGAAACCAAUGGAGAGACAAGAGUUGAAAUAAAAGAAUCUGUCCGGGGCCAAGAUAUCUUCAUUAUACAGACAAUACCCAGAGAUGUGAACACUGCUGUAAUGGAAUUGUUGAUAAUGGCUUAUGCACUGAAGACUUCCUGCGCCAGGAAUAUUAUUGGGGUCAUCCCUUACUUCCCCUAUAGCAAACAAAGCAAAAUGAGGAAGAGGGGCUCCAUAGUCUGCAAACUGCUAGCUUCUAUGCUGGCCAAAGCAGGUUUAACACACAUUAUCACUAUGGAUCUUCAUCAAAAGGAAAUCCAAGGCUUCUUCAGCUUUCCAGUAGACAACUUAAGGGCAUCCCCUUUCUUGCUUCAGUAUAUACAGGAAGAAAUUCCAGAUUACAGAAAUGCAGUUAUUGUGGCCAAAUCCCCUGAUGCAGCGAAAAGGGCUCAGUCUUAUGCCGAGAGACUGCGUCUGGGACUGGCAGUGAUCCAUGGAGAGGCUCAGUGUACGGAGCAGGACAUGGAUGACGGCCGCCACUCUCCCCCAACUGUCAAAAAUGCCACUGUGCACUCUGGCCUAGAGCUGCCCUUGAUGAUGGCCAAAGAGAAGCCACCAAUAACUGUAGUCGGAGAUGUUGGGGGAAGAAUCGCCAUCAUUGUGGAUGAUAUUAUUGAUGAUGUGGAAAGCUUUGUAGCAGCCGCAGAAAUCCUGAAAGAGCGUGGUGCUUACAAGAUUUUUGUGAUGGCCACUCAUGGACUCUUAUCUGCAGAUGCUCCCCGUCUAAUUGAGGAAUCUGCAGUCGAUGAAGUGGUGGUAACCAACACAGUUCCUCAUGAAGUUCAGAAGCUGCAGUGCCCCAAGAUAAAGACUGUGGAUAUCAGUUUGAUCCUCUCUGAAGCCAUCCGAAGAAUCCACAAUGGGGAGUCCAUGGCUUAUCUCUUCCGCAACAUCACCGUGGAUGACUAGAUUGCAAUGUUGCCCUUGUCCUGGCUUUCCUGAAGAGAAGGGAGAAGGAAAUGUGCAUGAAAAUGCAAUGCCAUAAAUUAUAGACAUAACACAACUGUUUCUUCUGCUGGGGGGAGGGUGUAGGAUGUUUAAGGACUGAAGCCAUGAGAUUGAAUAGCAAAAGUAAAAUUGAACAGCCCUGAUACCUGCAGCCUCUUCUGCUCACCUUGCAGGGAGGAUUACAUUUUAGUUCUGAUCAGGAAAUAGAGAGGCUUUGAAUUGUAAGUAAAAGUUGCCUGAAAACUAUUUAGUGUCUGCCUCUCCCCAUUUAAAACAAA